Molecule: messenger RNA, 3914 nt
Organism: Chiroxiphia lanceolata (lance-tailed manakin)
Lineage: Eukaryota; Metazoa; Chordata; Aves; Passeriformes; Pipridae
Product: low-density lipoprotein receptor-related protein 8-like
Exons: 18
Coding region: 29-3895 (1288 amino acids)
Molecular function (GO): calcium ion binding; protein binding
Source: RefSeq, a predicted model, not a curated record
CACUGCCACACCAACCAAGACCACCACCAUGCAGCCAACAACCACCAGCACCACCACCACCACUCGAGCUUUGCCAACUAAGGUCAUUGUCCCACAGCCAACUACUACCACCCAGCACCCAACUAGUCCUGCACGGGUAGUGCCACCUACCCCACCACUCCCAUCCAGCCCUGCUCACCCCCUGACCCCAGUCCUUCAUCUGUCCUGUCCUCGCACACACGUGUCCUGCCGUGAUGGCACUGAGUGUGUGGCUCAGGAGUACCUGUGUGAUGGGGAGAAAGACUGUGCAGAUGGCUCUGAUGAGGAUGGGUGUGCCCAGCUCUGCAACACCCCAGGGGCCUUCCACUGCGCGAGCGGAGCCAUGUGCGUUGGGGCGGGAGAGCGCUGCGAUGGGGUGCCCCAGUGCCCCGAUGCCUCGGAUGAGACAGGCUGCUGGACCCCCACGCAGGAGUGUGCCCUGCGCUGUGAUGCUGCCACCCGCUGCAUCCCCAAGAGCUGGCUGUGUGAUGGCCAUGCUGACUGCCUGGACCACACUGACGAGCAGGGCUGUGUGGCGAAGGAGUGUGGCCCAGCUGAGUUCCCCUGCCGGAAUGGGCAGUGCGUGGCCCUGGCCCUGCACUGCGAUGGUGACCAUGACUGCCAGGACCGCUCAGACGAGGAGGGCUGUGCCGUGCCCCGGCCACUGCUCUGCCGUGCGGGUGAGGUGACGUGUUCCCACAGUGGGGAGUGUGUGCCGGAGGCCUGGCGCUGCGAUGGCACUGCUGACUGUGGGGAUGGCACAGAUGAGCAGGACUGUCCUUGGGAGGAAGCGCUGUGUGGGGACCAGCAGUGGGGCUGCUCCCAUGGCCAUGAGUGCAUCCCUGAUGUCUGGCGCUGCGAUGGAGAGACUGACUGCACAGAUGGCAGCGACGAAGCUGGCUGCCAGCCUGCUCCCUGCCAGAGUCAUGAGUACCCCUGUGGGCUGGGGGCCUGCCUGAAUGCAUCCUUGGUGUGUGACGGCCGGCAGGACUGCGUGGAUGGCUCAGACGAGGGGGGGAACUGCUCUGUGCCCUGCAAACAGUCCUGCGCUCAUCUCUGCUACCCCUCGCCCCAGGGCCCUCGGUGCUGGUGUGGCCCAGGCUAUCGGCUUGCCGAGGAUAGUCUGUUCUGCAUGGACAUAGACGAGUGCACGGAGUGGGGUGAGGGAGCCUGCAGCCAAACAUGCCUCAAUGCCCCAGGGUCCUACAGCUGUGGCUGUCUCCCUGGCUACCUGCUGGAGCCCGAUGGCCAUGUCUGCAAACUCACUGGACCAGAGCCCAUGUUGCUGGUGGCUGUGCAGUCAGAGGUGUUGUCCUAUGGCCUGCGGAGUGGGCGUAAGGAGGUGCUGCUGGCCACUGACAAGGAUCGCGUCGUCUUCUCACUCGACUAUGACCUGGUGGAGAGGAAAGUCUUCUGGAUGGACCUGGCCACAGAGAGCAUCCGCUGGCAGGACCUCAACUCGGGCAAGAAAGGCACGCUGGUGAAAGGUGUGAGAUCAGACUGUAUAGCAGUGGACUGGCUUGGGAGGAACCUGUACUGGACAGAUGGUGCAGCAGGACAGGUGCUGGCCACUCGCUUGGGUGCUGCCUGGCAAGGGAUACCAGAGUACACUGUGGUGAUGGAUGGAGACCUGGACCAGCCCCAUUCUCUGGUGCUCCAACCUCUGGCAGGGCUGCUGUACUGGUCAGAGGUGGGGAGCCACCCACGGCUGAUGGAGUCCACGAUGGAUGGGAGUCGGCGGCACGUGCUGCUGGCCCAGGGGCUGGGCUGGCCCACAGCACUAGCCCUCGACCUCCCCACCCAGAGGAUCUUCUGGCUGGAUGAGAAGCUGGGCAGUGUCAGUUCUGCACAUCUGGAUGGCACCAGUGUGAAGGUCCUGAAGCUGAGCUGGGUCCGGAGCCCCUUCGCGGCGGCCGUGUGUGAGGGCCAGAUCUACUGGUCAGAGAGGAAGACAUGGUCCGUGCAGCAGGUGGACAAGGCCAGUGGCAAGAACAGAACCACGCUGCUCAAGCAGCACGGGCAGCCCCAUGGCCUCCAGGUGAUGCACCCAGCCCUGCGCCCCACAGCCCCUAACCCCUGUGAGACACGUGGCUGCUCCCACCUGUGCCUGCUGAGUGCCAGGCACACUGGGCAGUGCCGGUGCCCUGCCAGGCUGGUGCUGGCUGCCGAUGAGACCACCUGCCUGCCCCUCCGUGAUUCAGCCUUUGCUCUCCUGGUGUCACCAGCAGCUGUGGCACAGGUCUACCUGAAGGACCUGCCUGCAACAUCUGGAUCCCGAGGGCUUCCCCUGCACCAGGCCCUGCCCUUGGCCAAGGUGGGCCACCUGACAGCCAUCGACUACGCAGUGAAAGACAAGAGUUUGUACUUUGCAGAGGUGGGAGGCAACUCCAUCGGACUGCUGCGCCUGAAGGACUGGAGACGGCUGUCCUGGAAGAAGGCAGUAGCUGUGGAGGGCACGGUGACAUCCCUGGCCUUGGACUGGCUGAGUGGGAACCUGUACUGGAUCAGGGGGCAGCCGCCCAGCAUCCAUGUGGCAGCUCCUGGGGGGCGGUGGGCCCUGGCACUACUCAGUGAGGGGCUGCAGGGCGCUGCCUGGCUGGCACUGUGCCCUCGUGCCUCCACCAUGUGCUUUGUCACAGCAGCUGGCAGCCAUGGGCCCGGUGCCACAGUGGAGUGUGCAGCCAUGGAUGGCACUGGCCGCAGAGCGGUCUGGAGGAGAGCCCGGGCUCCCACUGGCCUCACCUUUGGGGCUGCUGGCACCAGGCUGUACUGGGCAGACCACGAGAGAGGUACCAUCAGCAGCGUCGAGCUGGAUGGAUCCCACUUUCGGGUGGUGCGGGAAGGGCUGCAUGGUCUCUCACUGUUUGCCAUAGGAGAAGGCUUUCUGCUCUGGAGCACGACCUCAACCAAUGGAUCCAGCAAGAUCUGGCACAGCCGGCUGGAGCGGGCCGAGAGGUGGUGGUUCACAAUGGAGAAGGAUUUGGUAGCCAUGAGGAUUUACAGCCAGUUCUCACAGGAAGGCACCAACGCCUGUGCAAAGAGCAACGGGGGCUGUGCCCAGCUCUGCCUGCCCAACCCUGCAGGGCGGCAGUGCCGCUGCUCUCACGGUUACCACCUCGUGCAUGGAGCAGCAUGUGCACCAGCAUUGUCCUGCCCUGCCACGCUCCAGCCCUGCCCUGACCUCCAGAGCUGCAUCUCUGGAGAACAGGUCUGUGACGGGCGCUCUGACUGCGCUGACGGCUCCGAUGAGUCUGAUUGCCCCUCCCAGCAGGUGGGGACGCAAGUCCCCGCAGUGUCACCAUCAGGAAUGUCCCACGUGGAAGAACAGAAACCAGCCUCGCUCGCAACUGCACUGCAGCCUCGGCAGCCCAGCCCCAGCUCACCCGCAGCCCCUGGACCCCGGGAGCACGGAGAGCCCUUCCUGGUACCCCCCAGCACGGAGGAGGUGCUGAGGGCUGUGCCGUGCAGCAGCGAGACGUGCAACCUGCGCGGGGACUGCGCCAUCGAGGCCGGGCGAGUGACGUGCCACUGCGCCCUGGGCUAUCGUGGCGACUACUGCGAGGAAGUAGAGGUGCAGCCCCUUGCAGGACCCAUCGUCCUGGGCGUGGCCGUUCUCCUCCUGCUCGCUGCUGCUGCUGUGGGGGCCCUGGCCUACAUGCGGAGGCGGGACAGGCGGAGGAGGACCUCAAGCACUGCUUCCACCCGGGUGCUGACCUUGUACCACCGUGAAAGUGACCCUGAGGAAGAGGAUGAGGAGGAGGAGGAAGAGCUUCCCCCCAAGAGUGAUACAUUUGUGAAUGAAGCUUACGAUGGGAAAGAGGAGCUGCCAGCCCUGCCAAGGAAGGGACCAUCUCACCCCAACACUGUAUUUUCAUAAAGGAAUGUUGUGCAGCAUC